GGCCUGUCACUUCCUCUCCUUUCUGCAAAGAACCGGGGCCACAGAGCUCUCAGCUGGAGGAAAAUCAUGAUACCUCAGGCCAUGACCACUGGAGCGGUGGCCCUGGCCUUCGGGCUACUGUUUGGCCUGGCCGGCGGCGAGGCGCGCCUGGAGGAGAAGGCGGCUCCCCGGAGCCUGGAGGAAAGGGACCCCAAAGCCGGGGUGCGGACCCCCGACUCCUGCCCACCGGCCUCUUCCUGCAGGGAAUGCAUCCUUUCCCACCCAAGCUGUGCCUGGUGCCAACAACUGGACUUCCCGGCGGCGGAGGAGUCGGUGGGACGUCGUUGCGCGGUGCGGUCGGAGCUGCUGUCCCGGGGCUGCCGGGCCGAGGAGCUGCAGGAGCCGAGGGGUCAAGUGCAAGCGAUCCGGAACCGGACCCUCGGACGGGACCCGGGGGUCGAGGCCGGGGACGGACCGGCCGGGCCCGGGGGGCCGCAGGCCACGCAGCCCACCCAGCUGGCCCCCCAGAAAGUCCGGAUCCUGCUCCGGCCCGGGGAGGAGCAGCGCCUGAACGUGUCUUUCCGCCGGGCGGAGGGCUACCCAGUGGACCUCUACUACCUCAUGGACCUCAGCUACUCCAUGAAGGACGACCUGGACCACGUCCGGCGCCUCGGAGACCAGCUGCUCAACGGCCUCGCCGAGGCCAAGGGCUCCGUCCGCAUCGGUUUCGGUUCCUUCGUGGACAAGACGGUGCUGCCGUUCGUCAGCACGGUGCCCGCCAAGCUGCGCCACCCGUGCCCGGACCGCCUGGAGCAGUGCCAGCCACCCUUCAGCUUCCGCCACGUGCUGCCCCUCACUGCCAACGCGUCCGAGUUCGAGCUGGAGGUCGGGCGGCAGAGCGUGUCCGGAAACCUGGACGCUCCCGAGGGGGGCUUCGACGCCAUCGUGCAGGCCGCCCUGUGCCAGAAGGAGAUCGGCUGGAGGAACGUGUCCCGGCUGCUGGUCUUCACCUCAGACGACACCUUCCACAUGGCAGGUGACGGCAAGCUGGGUGGCAUCUACAUGCCCAGUGAUGGGCACUGCCACCUGGAUGCCCAGGGCUUCUACCACCGCAGCCACGACUUUGAUUACCCAUCAGUGGGGCAGGUGGCCCAGGUUCUGUCAGAUGCCAACAUCCAGCCCAUUUUUGCUGUCACAGCCACGACCCUGCCAGUGUACCAGGAGCUGAGUAAACUGAUCCCCAAGUCGGCAGUCGGGGAGCUGAAUGCGAAUUCCAGCAACGUGGUGGAUCUUAUCAAGAAGGCCUACAAUAACCUGUCCUCCACCGUGACUCUGGAGCACUUAGAUCUCCCGCCCGGCGUCCACAUCUCCUACGAAUCCCACUGCGAGGGCGCGGAGGCCACCAGGACCACCCGAGGAGAGUGUAGAAACGUCCGGAUCAAUCAGACGGUGCAGUUCACCGUGACGGUGCGGGCGGACGGGUGCGUGGAGCGCGGGCACACAGUGCGGGUAAGGGCCCUGGGCUUCGUGGAGGAGCUGCAGUUGGAGCUGGAGCCCGUCUGCGACUGCGCCUGCGGAGACCCCGAACCCAACGCCCCGCACUGCGGACGGGGCAACGGCAGCCUGCACUGUGGGGUCUGCAGCUGCUACUCGGGCCGCCUGGGUCCGCAGUGCGAGUGCGGCGGCGGCCUGUCGGAGCCGGACGCGGGCUGCCGGGGCCCCAAUGGGACCGGCCCGGUGUGCAGCGGGCAGGGGCACUGCCAGUGCGGCCGCUGCCACUGCCACGGCCAGGCGUGGGGGCAGUUCUGCCAGUGCCACGACGAGAGCUGCGAGCGGCACGAGGGACGUCUGUGCGCAGGCUUCGGCCGCUGCCAGUGCGGCCGCUGCAUCUGCCGGGCCAACUACACGGGCAGCGCCUGCCAGUGCAGCCUGGACACCGCGGCCUGCGCCGGCCCCGACGGGCAGCUGUGCAGCGGCCACGGACACUGCAGGUGCAACCAGUGCGUAUGCGAGGCCGGGCACUUCGGGCACCUCUGCGAGCGCUGCCCGGGCUGCCGCACCCUCUGCGAGAGGUUCCGGGACUGCGCCGAUUGCGGGGCGUUCGGAAGGGGUCCGCUGAGCGCCAACUGCAGCCUGGCCUGCCCCAACGUGAGCGUCACCCUGAGCCCCCCGCGCUCCGACGACCUCCGGCAGGACGGUUGGUGCCAGGAGCCCGCCGACGACCACGACGACGGACACAACCGCCUGCUCUUCUUCCGCGUGGAGGGAGAGGAGGGCCGGGGGCCCAUCCGGCUGCUGGUCAGGUUGCCCGACGCCGGCCGGGAUCGGACCGUAGACAUCGUGGUGGGCUGCUUGGGAGGCAUCGUGGCGGUGGGGCUGGCACUGGUGGUGGCCUACCGCCUCUCCGUCAACUUCUACGACCGCAGAGAGUUCAAGCGCUUCCAGAAGGAACAGCAGCAGUGCAGGUGGAGCCAGCGGGGAACCAACCCCCUGUACAGGAGUGCCGUCACCACCGUCGUGAACCCCAACUUCCAGAAGUCCACCGAAGACCCCCCGACAGCGCCCGGGGAGACCCCGGUCCUGGGCCCCCGGUGAAUGAGUUCAAACCGGGCACCUCGGGGGGCACAGCGGGCACCCGGCCACCUUUGGACCGAGCCCGGCCCUGGGAGUC
Molecule: messenger RNA, 2650 nt
Organism: Tachyglossus aculeatus (Australian echidna)
Lineage: Eukaryota; Metazoa; Chordata; Mammalia; Monotremata; Tachyglossidae
Gene: ITGB7
Product: integrin subunit beta 7
Exons: 15
Coding region: 67-2574 (835 amino acids)
Biological process (GO): cell migration; cell-matrix adhesion; cell adhesion mediated by integrin
Cellular component (GO): focal adhesion; integrin complex; cell surface
Molecular function (GO): integrin binding
Source: RefSeq, a predicted model, not a curated record